Molecule: messenger RNA, 1427 nt
Organism: Perca flavescens (yellow perch)
Lineage: Eukaryota; Metazoa; Chordata; Actinopteri; Perciformes; Percidae
Gene: ppp1r3c2b
Product: protein phosphatase 1 regulatory subunit 3C2, duplicate b
Exons: 3
Coding region: 98-970 (290 amino acids)
Biological process (GO): regulation of glycogen biosynthetic process
Cellular component (GO): protein phosphatase type 1 complex
Molecular function (GO): glycogen binding; protein phosphatase 1 binding
Source: RefSeq, a predicted model, not a curated record
ACUACACACAUCAACUUGCUGCUCAUGGGAGUUUAACUCCAACCACAACAUUGAGGAUAAUAUUCCCAGUGCUCAGCACCAGACUACCAGGAAGGAGAUGUCCAGUACAACUUUCCUGCCGCCGGCCGGCCUCAGGUCAAUGGCCCAAUCUGCCGGACUUGCGGAGAUUGCAGUUAGGCUGUGCUUGAACCAACGCGAACAUCUGUGUCCUCACGUUUGGGUCCCCAUCCUGAAGCCCCAGCGCCCCUGCAUCCGUCCUCCAGUUUCAGACAUCUUGAGCCAAGUCUACCUGCUCCCUCCGCUCCCGUUCUCCUUGGACUAUGACGACUCGGACGAUGACCUUUGGCUCCCGAUCAACAAGAACAGACGCGUGAUCUUCGCCGACUCGCGGGGAUUGUCCCUGACGGCCGUGCAAGAGUUUUCCGACGAAGAGGAGCAGUCGGACCUCAGCCUGCUGCCGUCGCUGCGGGGUUUGGGAAGCAUGACGGGGGACGGCUACAGCUGCACCGUCAGCACCUGCUGCCCGGGAACUCGGCUCAAACUGGGCUUCCCACAGCCUUCCGCCGAUUUCAAGGCCUUCCGUGCCAAGCUGGCGGAGAGCAUGGUCACCCUGGAGAACUGCAGCGUGACUGAACAGGCGCUGCGAGGCACGGUGCGAGUCAGGAACAUCAGUCUCCAGAAGGACGUGCGUACGCGCAUCACCUUUGACUCGUGGCAGAGCUACGGAGAUGUGCCGUGCACGUACGUGCAGAAACGCUUCGGAGGGCCUCAGACAGACAUCUUCGAAUUCGACAUUGCCGUUCCAAAAGUGCUGGAUGCUAAAAGGAAGAUAGAGUUCUGUUUGAGUUAUUUGCCAGCAGGGCACAGCCAGCCCUUUUGGGAUAAUAACAACGGACAGAAUUACAGCAUUGCCGUGUGUGUGAGCUCACAUCUCUGUCGCGGGAAGAAUCCAAUGCCUGCCGUGUGCUAGAAGACUCGGAAAAGACUUUGAAAAGACUGAAGUCUGACACCAUCUCCCAUUUAAAGACGCUGAGUUUUAUGACCUCCCUACUCCACAGCAGACAGGAAACAAACAUCAUUUCACUAGCUGCUUUACCUUAUCGUACGCACCAGCCCACUGUGAAAUAGUUCUCUCGUCGCGCCUUGCAUCCUAGCCACUGAACGCUCUAUGGUGAUUUCGUCAGGAAAAUGAUUCGCCAUUGUACACUGUAUGUGUAGGUGUGUGAGGAAGUUGCCAGUGGAGAGCCAGCAUCUUUUUAUUUGAGGUUAGGCCUGCUAACUCAAAGUGCACAGAUUUGUUGAUUAAAUCAACUAAUCGAUUGGUCGACCAAAUCCUGUGUUGUGCCUGGCACACACUAGAAGACGCUAGUCUCGCUUUGCCAGAUCUUCCUCCACAGCGCUGCAUAGGAGGGUCUGGCGAGUCCAUA